GAGUUAUUCGCAACAAUGGGACCCACCUACAACGAAUUUUAGAAAACAUAUUUUGUUAGACCGCAAAAUUUGCGCGGGUAUUGAUGAGAGAGAGAGUUCAACAAAAAAAACUAACCCAACAUCCUAAGAUAGAGACAACGAGAGAGGGGGAAAAGACAGGAAGAAACAAAAACAAAAGAGAGAAAACCUGAUGAAGAUGAUCGAAGAGAUAUUCCUCUAAGAUCAUCUCAGAAAAAGGCAGCAUUACAAGAAAAAAAGCACAAAACUCUAAUUAUAUUGAUUAUUAUUAUUAUUAUUCAUCGUAAUAAUAAUAAUAAUAAUAUCAAUUAAUUAUUUGUUUAUCUAGUUUCAUACGAUAAGUUGCUGCCUUUUUUCUUGAUUCAUUCAAGGUUGAUCUCAAUCCCCCCACUCCCCAGUCCCACCUGCAUUGCAUCGUUCUUGAUAUUUCCGAUUUCGAGGAAUUCCUUUUCGUUCGCGCGAGCUCAAACCAAACAAACCAGUUUGUUGGGAAUCAUCUGAGAAGAAGAUACUGAGCUUCGUUAUGUGUUUGUUGAGGGAAAGGUUUUGAGGAAGAUAAAUUUGAAAUAUGAGAGACCCUGAAGUUGUUGUUAUCUUUGGACCCAAGAGCUGCAUUUGUUUUUGCUUUCCAUUGUAGGAUAUACAAGUUUUGCUUACUUUAUUAAUUCUUUUCAUCUCAAAAGCCUGAAGGGUUUCUCUAUACAGAUAAACCUGCCAAAUUUUGAGCAUAUGAUUUCGUAUAUCAUAUAGCUUUUGGCUUGUAAAGAGCGAUACAAAUUCGCGGCGGUGGCUGUUGCCUUCCUACUGCAAUGGAAUGCAUAUGCGAUCGGUUUGGAUUUUGGAUCAGAAUUUGUGUUGGGUUGAUUUCUCUCUGGGGAGCUCAACGGUGUUGGUCGCUGAACGAUGAAGGAAUGGCUUUGUUGGAAUUUCGGGUAAGAAUAACUUAUGAUCCUUAUGGUGCUCUGGGAAAUUGGAAUCCAAAUGAUUCCGACCCUUGCAAGUGGUUAGGUGUUCGUUGCGUUGAUGGUAACGUGCAAACGCUAGACUUAAAUGGACUAUCAUUGGAAGGGACAUUAACUCCUCAUCUUGGGAAACUUAAUCACUUGAAGUCUAUCGUGUUACGCAAGAACAAUUUUUCUGGUGACAUUCCCAAAGAACUUGGAGAUCUAGACAAUCUGGAGUUGUUGGAUUUAAGGGAGAAUAACUUGAUUGGAAAUAUCCCUGCCGAAACCGGGAGGAUGUUGUUAAAACAAUUGUUGGUUCACGACAAUAAAUUUGAAGGUAGCGAUUCUCAAGAGCUCGAGAACUUGGGACUGCCUUCUAAAUCACUAGUUAUCGAAAACUUUUCGUCUCCCCUGGCAAGUUUGUUUCAGUGCAAGAAUAGAAAGUUUGCACACUGCGUGUGGUAUAGGGAUCUCAAGCAAUGGAACAAGGCAGAGUUUUUGGCAAUUCCAAUUAAAGGGGCACUUACAAGAUACCUUAAUGCCAUGGCUCUGCCAAUGUUCAAGCUAGGAAAGGCUUCCUCUCAUGGCUUUGAAGAGAAUUACUGUGCCGGUCUUCCUAGUUCUGGCGGGUCGGAGAUUGGCUCAAAUUUAUCAAAUCUAGUCAGUUCUGCACGUCGUAGGUUGCUUGAUCAGUCCAGUAACCUCGCAGCCGCACCUUAUAGUGGUGGCCCCGUUAUACAGAUCAGUUAUCUUCCAAUUACCAUAAGCAGCGGAUCUUUUUCGGCUGUGCCAGAUCUUAAUAAGAAACAAAAUCAGUCCCUUGCACCACCCGAUUCACCUGCUGGUUCUCAAACAAGUGAACCAAAUUCAGCUAAUGGUGCUCCAAGAAAACUCUGGGAAUAUAUUAUUAUCAUCUCUGGUGUCGUUAUCUUGGUCAUUUUCAUUGCGAUCAUGCUUUGCAUCUUGCGAAAACGAGCUGCAAAAGCUAUAAAGCCCUGGAAGACAGGAAUAAGUGGACAGUUGCAAAAGGCAUUUGUAACAGGGGUCCCGAAGUUGAAUCGAUCAGAGUUGGAGACAGCAUGCGAAGAUUUCAGCAAUAUCAUUAACAGUUUUGAGAAGUGCACCAUAUAUAAAGGAACACUGUCUAGUGGAGUCGAGAUUGCCGUUGAUUCUACUAUUGUUACAUCUACUGAGGAUUGGUCAAAGGGCAUGGAGAUAGCCUACAGGAGAAAGAUUGCUGCUCUAUCCCGCGUCAACCAUAAGAACUUUACCAAUCUUAUUGGUUACUGUGACGAAGACGAACCAUUCACAAGGAUGAUGGUGUUUGAGUAUGCUCCAAACGGAAGCUUAUACGAGCAUCUACAUGUUAAGGACGUUGAACAUCUUGAUUGGAGUGCAAGGACGAGGGUUAUCAUGGGCACGGCGUAUUGUCUUCAUUACAUGCACCAUGAUCUGAACCCACCAGUCUCUCAUUCCAACCUUAACUCAUUUUCAAUAUUGUUAACAGAUGACUUUGCUGCUAAGAUUUCAGAGAUCAGUUUUGGCACUAAUAGACUUCCUACCAGCACAACUGGAGACGAAUCUAAGAAAUCCGACGAAUCUAAGAAAUCCGAGUUACCUCCUCAACAAGGUCCUGAAACCGAUGUCUAUAACUUUGGAAUAAUGUUGCUGGAAAUCAUUUCUGGGAAACUACCUUAUUCUGAAGAACAAGGUCAUCUUGUGAACUGGGCUUCCGAGUUCUUGAAUGAUAAGCGAAACAUCGGCUGUUUGAUCGAUCCAACGCUCGAGUCGUUCAAAGACAACGAACUUGAUGUGAUAUGUGAGGUGAUAAAAGAAUGUGUUCAAUCUGAUCAAAGGUUAAGGCCAACAAUGAAGGAAAUAAUUUGCAAAUUGAGGGAAGUACUUAAUAUAUCACCCGAGCAAGCCGUCCCGAGACUUUCUCCACUCUGGUGGGCCGAACUCGAAAUCUUGUCGGUGGAGGCCACUUAAGUUUCUGUUCUGUAAACCAAAGCCUCUCGAACCCGAACCAAUCCGACAGAGUAUAUAUAGCUUUGUGAUAAUGCUAUAUGGUAUUUGCAACUCAAAGUUAAAAUUCUUUUCUUCUUUAAUUCCAUUUGUUCCUUUGGAAGUCCUUAUGAUUAAAACACCAUAGCUAUUCUUGUGUACCAAAGGAUGUGUGUUAAGUUAUUUUGCUGCAAGUGGGGUGUUGUACAUUUGUACUUUUGUUGAUGAAGCUUUGUUGCAAGUGGGGUGUUGGACAUUUGUACUUUUGUUGAUGAAUCUUGAAAUGUAAAAAAAAAAUCUUGAUAUAUUAUAUAUUUCUAUUGCUAUCA
Lathyrus oleraceus (garden pea) is the source of this 3295-nucleotide messenger RNA. RefSeq names its product protein MALE DISCOVERER 2. NCBI's taxonomy places the organism in Eukaryota, Viridiplantae, Streptophyta, Magnoliopsida, Fabales, Fabaceae. The record is from RefSeq and is a predicted model, not a curated record. Gene Ontology annotation, molecular function: protein binding; ATP binding; protein kinase activity. Bases 828 to 2951 code for a protein of 707 amino acids. Gene Ontology annotation, biological process: protein phosphorylation. The transcript is spliced from 14 exons.